Molecule: messenger RNA, 1277 nt
Organism: Nicotiana attenuata
Lineage: Eukaryota; Viridiplantae; Streptophyta; Magnoliopsida; Solanales; Solanaceae
Exons: 6
Coding region: 76-969 (297 amino acids)
Source: RefSeq, a predicted model, not a curated record
CUCCAAAUAAGCUCAUGAAUAAAGCUUUUCAAGCCGUCUCUUCCAAUUGGAAAAGCUAACACAGUUGCAACAGAAAUGGCUCAUGUAGUUAAGCCUCUAAUGAAUUGGCCAAAAUGGCAUCACUAUUUAUACGUUCGCGCCUCAUUCAUUCACCUGGUUCAAUCACCAAUUCCACUCUUCUCGAGCAGUAGCGUCCGUCAACCGCCGUUAUCCACGGCAUCACAUUCCGCUUUCCGGCAAGCUCAUUUUCGUUCCGGCGCCGCCGUUAAAUCGCGUGAUACUCCAUUACCUUCGGAUCCCUAUGAGAGUGAGAGUGAUUCCGAUGGCAAAACAAGGAAGAGUCGCAACGAGAAGAAGCGUGAAGCUCGACGCGCUGUCCGGUGGGCCAUGGAUUUAGCUAAGUUCUCUCCUCCUCAAAUUAAGCGCAUUCUCAGAGUGGCUUCAACAGAGCAGGAGGUAUUGGAUGCCGUCCUGCUAGCCAAGAGACUAGGUCCUGACGUUCGAGAAGGAAAGCGAAGACAAUUUAAUUACAUAGGUAGAUUAUUGCGGGAUGUUGAGCCUGAAUUGAUGGAUGGUUUAAUUCAGGCAACAAAAGAUGGAGACCAAACUAAAUUUCAGGCUUUAUCUGGUUCGGAACUUUCGGCUAUUGAAGAUGUUGAUGAAGAAGUUGAAGAGACUGAAUAUGAGGAUGACGAAGAUGAUUCUGAAGAUGAUACUGCUUUAGCUGAUAGAUGGUUUGAUGGCUUGAUCAAUAAGGACGUUGACAUCACAAAAGAAAUUUAUUCACUAAGAGAGGUUGAUUUUGAUCGCCAGGAGUUACGUGGUCUUGUUAGGAAAGUACAAUCAAUACGAGAACAUCGGAGCAAUUCAGACGAGGACGAAGGGAAAGUAAAUAGUGAUAUCGUCCGUGCAGAAAGGUCCCUCACCCGUUUCCUUCGAGGCCUAGCCAAGCAGCUUCCAGCUGAAUAGAGUAUCAGAUUCAUCUGGGAGCAUUAUACUACCACAUGGCCAUCAAUAGAUCCAAGCACAUUAAAGUGUACUCGUGAUACGUCCUAGUACAUGCAUGUACUAUCUGGAAGUUAAAUCUCAUUUCUCUGCCUCCAUUGGCUCUUAUUUCCCUGUACUAUUUUUGUCUUUUUUUUAGGGGAGGGGGUUUGUAGGAGAUUAUUCUUUAUAAGCCAGAACAUUACUGUAUUUUUGUUUGGAACUAGAGUAUUUGAGUUAAAAUCUUUGAAUAUUUGCAAAACAUCUAAUGCAACGUGUACAAUUUUUAAAAA